AUGAAGGCCAUCAGUGGCUAUCACGUAUGGCUCUACCACGCCCUGAUCAUCCCACCAAGCCCCAAGUCACCAUCUUUCCUUAACCCGAAGGCAUCCGAUCCACUCGCCGUGUGUAACCAGUUCGCCUCGCAACUGUUACAGUUCGCUCCAUGUUUGCAUUUGUCCAACCCCAUCUCACUGGCUGAAUUUAAUUUCGCUCACCGACACAUGUGCUCUCCGCUACUUCUCAGCCGAUCGUUCGACUUGGUACGGUGCGCUCCGUCCACCGAAGCUGCGGAUAAAAACGGAGACACAUUAACGCAGUCAGAGCCAACGAUUCUGUCUUCUGGUCAAUCUGAACGAUUCUCCCGUCACUCAAUCACUUCCCCUUGCACCUCGGAGUCUGAGGGUGAUUUGGACAUGGUAUCACGAAACACCGACAGCUCAUUUGAAUCGAUCGAGCACACUAUUUAUUUAAAAUGCACCUGGCCCAUUCUCUAUGCGAGUCUACUCGCCAGCGCUGUGGAUGCAGUUCGAAGUUUGUGGCCGUUGUUUCACACGGGAUCAGUGCGCCAAAUCAGCAAGCAUGACGGCAGUGAUUCGGACAAGAACGGCAAGUGUAGGCCAGACAGCACACCGGAAGUGGAAUUGUGUGUUGCUGGCUUGGAGACACUGACCAAAAAUAUCCAGGAAUCCAAAGGCUCCUAUCUUUUAACCGCUGUACAAUCAGGAUUAUUGCCAUUCCUGUACAACAUGGCUUGGGUACUGGAAACCGCGUUAGUACGCUACGAGGAUCGACUUGCCCAAGCGGAUUGUCUCGGUCUGGGACCACAUGUCCUCAUUCCCCUGGUGACUACACUCAGUCGACUGAUGGCUCGUGUGACGCAUGCUCUUUUAUCCCAUCCCAGCUCCGGAUCAAAUGAAAUGGCUGGGACGGAUGACCUCAUGUUCAGCACUGUCACUCAGUUUAUUCGACAUCUGUUUGUCCUGUCACCCGGGUCAAAUGUCAGCAGCUCUGCGGCGGACCAGGCCCAAACUGAUGAUCGUGAAAAUCAAUCGAACGCAGUUGCGCGAGUCGAGGAACUUUUCAAGCAGUUCACGUGGGCUGUUGAUUUCACUGUGGAUAUGCUCACUUAUUCCGAAACGGAAUAUAAUCCAGUCCUUCAAUUUUUCCGAGUGUUCGAUCCACACGCAUCCCACACACGUGUUCUGGAUAUUCGCGCUUUCGAAUGGCUCCACGCCUAUCCCAGGCAACAGCACCCCGCUCUCUCCCAACAGGGUUCUGCCCGAUCGGAAACUUCACGCUCUCGAUCCGUACAACGCGCAACGCAUCGAAAUCAACCCGCUCACACAACCGGGUUCUCUCGUUCCCGGUCCGCUUCGCGAGAUGCGACCGCAACAAGUAGCUCGGUCACAUGGAACAAGCCGACUAGUGGGUUCAAUCCGUUCGCCGGAUUUCAACAAAGCUUGGAUCAGGCUUUGAUUACUUCACUGUUCACCACAGGAUCCCAUAUCCAAAAUGGUACACUGCUACAAAUUCCAAAGAAAGUGAAAUGCAUCAAUUCCUCAGAUUGUCUGACCAUGAUUUGUCGUGCUUUGGCUCGUCUACUAGUUGCACGGACACAACCACCGGUUGCAGAUGCGGCUAUCGAUCCGUUCACCACGUAUCUGUUAAAACUGAGCAACGAAGAGCCAUGGUUGCUUCGCGCCUGUUUGAACAGUCUGCCGCGUCUGUUUUCAUCUGUAUUUUGGAGUAAUUUAGUUGAUUUAGAAAAUUGGUUACUCAGUUUAAUGGCAAGCGAAUCGAUUCUACUGGACGGCAACACUUCACUCACAACCGGUUCGGUCAUCAUUUCCUCGACCCGCUUCGUUUCGGACGCCACUUCCUCCUCAGUUACACCCGUACGUUCAUCUUCACUAACAGAAUUGUCUCACAAACACACGACCGGUUUAAUACUCCGUCAAUUGGAACAACUGUUCCUCACUGUUCGUUCGCUUCUCUCGUUUGGAUUGACUUCACUCAUUCCGGAUCAGUUGGAGUUGUCUAAACAGGCCACCAGUGCUCGCGUGGACAAUUCUGACGCGUCCGUCAGAGCCGCCUUGACAAAACCGGAAGUAUUUCGUCAUCGGGAUUUGUUAAUCCUAGCAGAAGCUAAAGCGAAGGAGCGUUGGUUGGCGGCUCUGCCCAAACCUCCAAAUGAUCGUUCGGAUGUGAUUCGGGGCAAAUCUGCUGUCGUUGCCGUCCCAGCUAAUAAGUCCAGCCUUCCAAUGAUUAUAGACCUACUCUUGCCCUCCUUCGGGACCUCGUCUGAACCGCCAGUGUUUCGCUCUUCCUCGGCUGCCUCUCAGUCGCCCAUGUUACGCAGUAAUAAGGCAACUAUUCCAGCUCCACCCAGCUCCAGCCGUCGACGUCACUCAGCAAAACACUUGGCCACGCUUGCGCAUCGUUUUUGUGUGGAUGGACACAAUGCUUGGGUGACUGCCGCCGAGGAACGGAGACGGAUUUCUGGGCCUUUGGGCAUUAUUCUUUGGUCACGUCUGGCAGAUCGAGUAGCUCAUUCACGUGCAUUGUUUUACGACCCGAACUCUGCUCCUGGGAUUCUUUGUGUGGAUCCCGUUGAAGGUCCAAUGCGUCAACGACGUCGUAUGUUCCAGAUACAUCUCCCGUUGGCUGAUCGUCUCAUGUUACCAGAGAAGCAAACUUUUUUAGCACAUCGUCGUACUCGCCAUCCAAUUGCUGCAUUGAUUGGUCUUCCGGAUCACGUGGAUCAUCCGCCGGACCGACGUGCAUGCAACUGGUCACAACUUCCGCUCUAUUUACCUUUGCCUGCAUCCCCUUUGGUUCAGCUGGCUUCUGCCGGUCGUCGUGAUGUCCAGGGUAUAUGGGCUUGUAGUCUAGUCGGUUUGCUUCACAUUCCUCCGGUCGAAGGGGAUCUGAUUUUGGGCCAGUCUUGGCUUCGCUUUCAGCCGGAAUCCGCCAGUCGGGAAGACUCGGCGUCAUGCGCGUUCGGGUUAGGAUCUGGAGUGCGACAGGGGUGCCCAUUAUCCCAAACACUGUUGAACUGUGCCGUUGACUGGAUAAUGGGUCGUUCGGUGGAAGAAUACCAGGGAGUUCAGUUCUCUCCGAACUUAUGGCUCGCCGACUUGGAAUUCGUGGAUGAUAUCGUCGUCUUUGGCGAGGACAUGUCCAACCUCCAAGGAAUCGUUGACCACAUCAGUCGACAGGCCUCCGAGAUCAGCCUAAAGGUGAACACAUCAAAAACCAAAACCUUUGCGACAGUCCCGAUUCAUCCCGAAAAUACUUUACUACUAAACGGCGAGCCGAUCGAAUCCGUCGAAAGCUUCAAAUACUUGGGCUCAACCAUACUCCCCAACGGCCAAGCUAAAGACGGGAUGCAA
Molecule: messenger RNA, 3378 nt
Organism: Echinostoma caproni
Lineage: Eukaryota; Metazoa; Platyhelminthes; Trematoda; Plagiorchiida; Echinostomatidae
Source: the annotation of a GenBank genome assembly